GCUUGAUGAACUCGGUUGUGUUGAUUUUCUCUCUGCCGAUGGCAACAUCAACAUCUAGCGAAGAGGCACAAAGCUAUACGUCGAGAGCGACAAUGAGCUUGGAGAUCAAGGCAGAAGCGAGACGCAUGAGCGAAGUGCAAACGCGCGUCUUCACGCGAUGGAUCAACGGACGUCUAAUGAAGAAACAGCACAGUACGUCUUUGGGUAAUAGGAAGGAUCAAGAUUUGGCUCAAAUUGCUCCAAUAUCGUCAGGAAGGAAAGCAGUGCUCGGCUCAACUUUGGACAAAGUGGUGGCACUGGGUGACAUUUGAAUUGGACCUGUAAACAUUAAAAUCAAUCGGCGUUGUGAUAUUUUGUAUUCUAUUUGCAGCUACAUGUAUGUAACUUAAUAUUUGAAUUUAAGAUUAAUACUAUUUAUAAUCUACUU
Molecule: messenger RNA, 427 nt
Organism: Corticium candelabrum
Lineage: Eukaryota; Metazoa; Porifera; Homoscleromorpha; Homosclerophorida; Plakinidae
Exons: 4
Coding region: 6-311 (101 amino acids)
Source: RefSeq, a predicted model, not a curated record